This is a messenger RNA of Vicia faba (fava bean), 864 nucleotides long. The record is from the annotation of a GenBank genome assembly. Lineage: Eukaryota; Viridiplantae; Streptophyta; Magnoliopsida; Fabales; Fabaceae.
AUGGAUAUCUCAGAAAUCGCAAAAAAACUCGGACUCUCCGAUUCAAAACUCGUCAUCCGAAAAGCCGCUGAACUCCGUCGCCUCUGCGAUGUACACUUCGAUUCCUCGAUCAUCGGCGUCGGCGAAGUUGCCAAAGCUAUCAUCUGUAUGGAGAUUGCAGCGACGAGGCUCGGUGUUCUCUUUGAUCGAUCUUCGGCAGUGAAACUCAGUGGAAUGUCUGAGAGAGCUUAUAUCAGAUCUUACAAUUCACUUCACAAUGGCAUUGGUGUCAAGUUGAAGCUUGAUGUGAGAGAAUUGGCUAUUCGAUUUGGUUGUGUGAGGAUCAUACCUUAUGUUCGUGACGGUCUCAAGCUUUAUAAGGAUAGGUUUCUUGCUUCGUUGCCGGCUGCUCGCCGUGCUAGUGCUGAUUUUACUCGUCCGGUGUUCAUGGCUGUUGCUUUUUAUUUAUCUGCAAAGAAACAAAAGCUUAAAGUUGAUAAGAUUAAGCUAAUUGAACUUUGUGGUACUUCUGAAUCGGAAUUUUCUAGUGUUUCCACUUCUAUGAAAGACUUGUGCUAUGAUGUUUUUGGGGUAGCUAAAGAAAAGAAAGACCCUAAAGAAUUAAAGACCAAUAGAGAUCUGCUUGAUGUAUUGCCAAGCAAAAGAAAAGCUGAGGAUGGUGGCUAUCCAUCUGAUGAUGGAGUAGAGGUUUCAUGUUAUAAAAAAAAGAAACAGAUGGAAACACAUGACUAUGAGAAGUGGAAAUCUUCUGUCCUUGCAUCCAAUAAACAAGAUAAGAAAGAAGUGCAUUGCAAGAAACCAAUACAAACAAGCCUAAAUUUUGUCAAGGAAGCUCCUGAGACCCAGAAGUUGGAGGUGUUGUGA